Molecule: messenger RNA, 531 nt
Organism: Cucumis melo (muskmelon)
Lineage: Eukaryota; Viridiplantae; Streptophyta; Magnoliopsida; Cucurbitales; Cucurbitaceae
Product: 26S proteasome regulatory subunit 7 homolog
Exons: 8
Coding region: 1-531 (176 amino acids)
Biological process (GO): proteasome-mediated ubiquitin-dependent protein catabolic process
Cellular component (GO): proteasome regulatory particle, base subcomplex
Molecular function (GO): proteasome-activating activity
Source: RefSeq, a predicted model, not a curated record
AUGGAUGUUUACGAUCAGGGAAGCUUUAUAAAUCUUAUAGCGAAGCAUAGAAAAUGGCUUUUCGACUUGGCUACUUUGGCUGAUUCCUUUCUAGCAUAUCUUGAUGAACUCUCUAAUGAAAACAAGUUUCAGGUUUCUAAAGGCUUUUUACUUCUCCGUGUAAAUGAAGUAAUAACUAUGUUGGUUUUUAUAUAUCAUGGAAGUAUCAAAGAGAUACAUAGGAGAAUAAAUGAAAUUCUCGAGUUAUUUGUUAUCAGAAAGUCAUACAUGACAAUUAUAGCAUUUGGGUCUACUGCUCUUGACAUUUAUGAAUCUCAUUUUGAUAUCUUAAAAAUACAUUCGAGAAAAAUGAAUCCAAUGCGAGGGAUCGACUUGAAAGGGAUUGCUGAGAAGAUGAAUGGUGCAUCCGGUGCUGAAGUUAAGGCUAUUUGCACAGAAGUUGGAAUGUUUGCUCUAAGAGAAAGAAGGGUUCAAGUGACAGAAGAAGAUUUCGAGAUGGCAAUUGCAAAGGUUAUGAAGAAAGACAAAUAA